AUGGACGAGGAACUUGCAGCUGGUCUACAGGGUGAGCUUGAUAUGUGUAACGGGGCGUUGGAAAGUCAUGCGCUAUCCAUGAUGCCUUCUCAUCAGGGAGAUCGGGGCCAAUCGAGCAGUCGACGUCGGAGUGCAGAGUCCUUGUUAGCUCAAGUUUUGGCAGCGUUGGAUUUGCGUAAUCAGGGACAUUUUAAGCGUCAUGCCAUGAAGUUUUUGCGUUGUGUGCCAGAAGACUUGCAAGAAAUGUUACGAAAUCAUUUCGAGAAGCACGGGGCGAGCAGGAGCCAAGUGAAUCGCGGAGGCCUCUUUCUGGAUCUUGCACUUUUGUUGGAGCAUCGUUCACGGAUGGAGCGGCUUGGGCCGGUGGUGCGAUAUGCGUGGGGGGAUGCGACCAGCAAAGGCGGCCGAGAGAUCUACAACACACGAUGUCGUUUCAUAGAAGUGUCAAAAUUGGUGCAGCUCGCACGUGGCUGGAAGUUUUUGUGCUUGAACCCAGCUUCGGCUGAUCAAGAUGCAGAGCAAGCAGAGCAACGUUAUAAUCAUUCGCAGGCAUUGUUUGACAGUGUUCAUUUGCACACACAUGUCCCCCAGUACCUCGGCCAAGGCCGCGCGACGUUGCUUGACAAAGUCAGUGCACAUGUGCAUUCCACAUUGUUAGAAGCUGGCACAGUUUCUGCGAUGUCGGGCGUGUUAGAUAGCGUCGUGGCGUGGGUCACUGAUAUGGGUGUGGAAUCUGGGCUUCCAAACUGUCAUGUGAGCACUCCAGAGUCAACCUUGCCAUCCUUUGUUCGUCCUCGUCGACUUCAGGUGUGUCCAGAGGAUGACGAGUUUGUUGAAGAAGGGUUCCAUGAGAUGCAGGGAGAGGCUGCCUCGAAUACUGCCCUGAUGCCAGCAGCCAUUCAUCUGCCAGGCGUGUGUCAUGCAGUUCACAAUGCAAGUGCAAACUUGAACUCAGCGUUGUCUUACUUCGAUGAUUUUAUGAGCAAGCUGCGUGUUGUACACAAGUUCUUGGGAUCACCGAGUCGAAGGGAGCGUUUCGUGGAGGUGGUUUUGCAAGGCAAGCCGAGUUACAAUGUGGGCAAGAGUAUCUUCAAAUCAUUUACCAAGACACUGUAUGAGGAGCGAUGGGGCGAAGUGGCCUCGUAUUUGAGUUCUGCUCAGUCUCUUUUCACUUUUCUGAGGUUACAUUGGGAUGAAACUGCGUAUGUCCGGGAUGCGGGGGGCGAUGCGGACGUUGCAAGUGCAGAAGAUAACUUCUCAGCAAGUGGUUUGACAGCGUUGAUAAAGGAUGGGUUCUUCCAUGGCUACUGGGAGAUGCAGCUACAUAUCCGCACUUGUUUGCAGCGGUUUUUGCGUUGGGCCGAAGGCUGUUCUUGCCAUCCUUUUGCAGAUGGCACCCCGUACACCCGAGAGACCAAACUGCGAGGUGAGAUUUCUUGCCCACGUGAGGUACCUUGCACCUGCCCCAUGAUGGGCUGCCAAGCGCCAUUCCUUGUUGAGGGGAAGUUGCAAAGUUUCAGGGAAGAGUUGCUGUCCACGGGUUUUAACGAUGUAGUGUUGCACUGCCAUUGUCAGUUGACUGCAGUGCAGUGGAGUGAUCUGGAAGCUGAGUGGAAGCGUGGGUGCCAGUACUUGUGUGAAAAUCUCAAGCUGCGGCUGGCUUUCUUCGGGAAGCUGCCGUGGUCCAUCUUAGGAGGUUGCCAUCCGGAUCCCGAGGUAUCAAGGAGAUUGCUUGCUGCGGCCAGGGAUGCAUGGAACGAUCUGCCAGCCGAUUCCCACGAGCUGCAGCACCCAGUUGCUAAGCAAUUGUUCAAGGCUAGCCUCAUGGAGGACGAACUUGACUCUUAUUUGAAAGGGGAAUCAGCUUUGGAGGAUUUGCCACUUCUAGAAACAUUCUUGGCGAAGCUUACCUUUGUGCAAGUGGCGGAGCGUAUCAUAGAAGGUGCACACAAGGAUAUGGGCCAGGUGACUAAUUCCAAAAGCCCAUCUGCACUGUCGAUAGCGCUUCGGGCCCCUGAGUUGAAUCGCAGGUUGUCUCUCAGCUCAACUUUUUUUGCUGAUCUGGUUGAGGCUUUUGAGAAGAGUCGAAAGAUUCGUAGAUUUCGCGAAGAGUUUCCUGCCCAUGCCCAGCAUCCGGACAUCUUAUCCUUGGACAAGAAUGCUCAAACAUCGAGGUUCGUUUCUGUGGUGAGACGUGUCCUCUAUCGUGACUCACGUCACCAGCAUGCCGACCUUUCAACAGCCAAAGCAAAUCUUCAAGAGGGAAGAGGGGAACAGGAUAGACUAGCCAAGCCUUUCGCUGCAGCAGCUCCCAAGGUGUCAGAGGCAACAAUCAUUGCCCGUGCUGUACAUGCGUUCGUGCAGGAAAGGUGCGAGGAAGAUCAAUCUCGUGUUUUCUCGAUUGGAGACAUGUUCUUCACACCUCUUGUGUUGCGGCCGUCAGCUAUUCGUCGGCCAAGGCAUGCCCCGGGGGUCCAGGCCGAUGUCGGUCGUGGGGAUAUGUUGGUGUCUGUCCUGCAACACGAUGCUACGUCUCAAGGUCCUCAUUCCCCUUUUGUCUCGCCGUUGCAAUCAGAAGCACAUAAGCUGAAUCUGGAGACAAAGGUUGAAGAAAUGGGAGUGUCAGAUUUCUUGGAAGGGUUCCGGUCGUGGCAGAUGAGUAGCUCUCGCCAUUUCACGUUGCCCCUGCCUGCAGACGUGCGUGUGGAUGUUAGCCGCAGGCUGGAGCAGCCAAGCCCGUUUGGUGACAGCCGUGGCACCCCGUUGCAGGAUUGCUCGCUAGGCCAGCUACUUAUUCGAAUGAGGUCAGAAGGUUGGCAGAUGCAUCCCAAACCCAGAGCCAAGAAAGGUGCGGUGCUGAAGUACAUUGUCGGUGAGCCGCGUGUUUGGCAUUCGUCUGUGUGGAAUGUAAACAAAAAUUAUCUGUGCUGCUUAUUAGAUGCUGAGAACUUGAAGCACACUCACGGCACCGAGUGGAUACCACAUGCCGCCCCGGCCAAGACCUACGAGCUCCUUCUGUCGGGAGUACCCUCGUCAGAGGCUUUGCAGACUGCCUUGGAGGAUGUCGCCGCGAAGAGGAAGGCACCCAGGUUGCAAAUAAUGGACGGAGAUGUUGAGGGGGACUUCGCGGCCGCGCCGGUCAGCAAGAGAGCUCGGAACGCUUUGAAGGACCGGGCUCAGGAUGUUCCGGACUUAGGCGAGGAUCGUCCAGAUGAGGACAAGGCCAGUGUUUGCACAGAGGAAAUUCAAGAAGAGCUGGAGCGAUUGAUCGCAACAGGGGCCGACGAGGGCGAAGCUGGGGUUGCAUUGGGUGCAGAAGAAGGUGGUGCGGCAGAGGCAAGUUCAAGUGCUGCCGGGUUGGUCGGAGCACCUGCGGCUCCAGUGCCAGGAGCAGGGUCUUCUAUCGAGCCUGUUCCAGCAGUUCCAGCUGGUGCAGGGAUCCUUGAUGCCGCAAGUGUGGCAAAUGACCUUAGUUCGGCAAGCUUGUUGGCUGGCACCGUGGCUCGCCUUCAAGAGCGUAACAGUGCAGGCUAUGGUGCUGGCUUUUCAUUCAGUAGGAAGCAGCCCCACUCUGCUCCACCUUUCGGUGGAGUGGAGGCGAGUUGUAGGUACCAUCGCAAGAACAGUACUACUGGCUGCAAGAAGUUCCUUAGAUUGAAUGGCCUGUCCGCCGAAGCCGAGCAGGAGUGCUAUGUUGCAUUAGCCCACUGGUGUAACAUGGCCACGAGGUAUACGAGGCAGCGUGACCAUCUCCGCAUGCCCCUGAAACCAGAAGAUAUCCCUCCAGCUGCCGUUGUGGAGCAGCAGACUCUCCUUGAUCCACCGCCGGAUCGUGUGCAAACGGACAAAGAAUUGGAUGAUGCAGAAGCUGCAGCGAAAUCCAAGGCCAAGGCUAAAGCCAAGACCAAGGGCCAGGCCAAAGUCAAAAGUAAAGCAAAAUCAAAGCCGAAAGCCAAGGCAAGCUCGGCUUCCGCUNNGGGCCUUCCAUUGCAGGUGCUCCUGCCCCUGCCGCUGGGGGCGACGAAGCUGCUUCAGAUCCCGAAAGCAGUUCAAGCAGUAAUGCUGAGUCUGAGUGUGCCGAAGGCAGCAGCAAUAGCAGCCGUAGCAGCAGCAGCUCCAGUUCCAGUAGUUGACUUGUUCCGUCUUCGCCCGAGCACAGCGGAUGGAGGCCAGCCCCAGAUUUUGCUUGUUGCCGUCUUGCAUUCUGACAGUAUAGAGACUUGUUGCUUCAAUGUUCUGUGUUGA
This is a messenger RNA of Symbiodinium sp. CCMP2456, 4245 nucleotides long. The record is from the annotation of a GenBank genome assembly. Lineage: Eukaryota; Dinophyceae; Suessiales; Symbiodiniaceae.